Molecule: messenger RNA, 1053 nt
Organism: Eurypyga helias (sunbittern)
Lineage: Eukaryota; Metazoa; Chordata; Aves; Eurypygiformes; Eurypygidae
Product: cullin-1-like
Exons: 11
Biological process (GO): protein ubiquitination; SCF-dependent proteasomal ubiquitin-dependent protein catabolic process
Cellular component (GO): SCF ubiquitin ligase complex
Molecular function (GO): ubiquitin protein ligase binding
Source: RefSeq, a predicted model, not a curated record
GAUCCAAAAAUGUAUGUACAGACCGUGUUGGAUGUCCAUAAGAAAUACAAUGCUUUAGUCAUGUCCGCGUUCAACAACGAUGCUGGCUUUGUGGCUGCCCUAGACAAAGCUUGUGGUCGAUUUAUAAAUAAUAAUGCAGUGACAAAAAUGGCUCAGUCAUCCAGUAAAUCCCCAGAGCUCCUGGCACGAUACUGUGACUCUUUACUAAAGAAAAGCUCAAAGAAUCCAGAAGAAGCAGAAUUGGAAGAUACACUCAACCAAGUGAUGGUUGUCUUCAAGUACAUCGAGGACAAAGAUGUCUUUCAAAAAUUCUAUGCGAAAAUGCUGGCGAAGAGACUUGUACACCAGAACAGUGCUAGUGAUGAUGCCGAGGCAAGCAUGAUCUCUAAACUGAAACAAGCGUGUGGGUUCGAGUACACCUCCAAGCUGCAGCGGAUGUUCCAAGACAUUGGGGUGAGCAAGGACUUGAAUGAGCAGUUUAAAAAGCACCUGACCAACUCGGAACCCUUAGAUUUGGAUUUCAGCAUCCAAGUGCUGAGUUCCGGCUCGUGGCCGUUCCAGCAGUCCUGCACAUUCGCUCUGCCGUCUGAGCUAGAACGGAGCUACCAGAGAUUUACUGCCUUUUAUGCCAGCCGGCACAGCGGGAGAAAACUAACGUGGUUGUAUCAGCUCUCCAAAGGGGAGCUGGUGACCAACUGUUUCAAGAACAGGUACACCUUGCAGGCCUCCACGUUCCAGAUGGCGAUUUUACUGCAGUACAACACGGAAGAUGCCUACACUGUGCAGCAGCUGACAGACAGCACCCAAAUAAAAAUGGAUAUCUUGGCACAAGUUCUACAGAUACUCCUGAAAUCAAAAUUGCUUGUGUUGGAAGAUGAAAACGCCAACGUUGAUGAGGUGGAGUUAAAACCGGAUACCUUAAUAAAACUCUAUCUGGGCUAUAAAAACAAAAAGCUAAGGGUGAACAUCAACGUGCCGAUGAAGACCGAGCAGAAGCAGGAGCAAGAAACCACACACAAAAAUAUAGAGGAAGAUAGGAAACUGCUGAUCCAG